Anolis carolinensis (green anole) is the source of this 5564-nucleotide messenger RNA. RefSeq names its product pyruvate dehydrogenase phosphatase catalytic subunit 1 (gene pdp1). Bases 1503 to 3374 code for a protein of 623 amino acids. Lineage: Eukaryota; Metazoa; Chordata; Lepidosauria; Squamata; Anolidae. Gene Ontology annotation, biological process: protein dephosphorylation. Gene Ontology annotation, molecular function: cation binding; [pyruvate dehydrogenase (acetyl-transferring)]-phosphatase activity. Gene Ontology annotation, cellular component: mitochondrion. The transcript has 2 exons. The record is from RefSeq and is a predicted model, not a curated record.
UCUUCUGAACAGCUCUUAACAAUAAACCUCUAUGACAGAGACCCUUUUGGUUUGCCCUAAGUUAAAAACGAAGAACCACAAAGAGCUGCUUGACAGUGAUCGGUUUUUAAACAAAUCAGAUGGCAGUAUGUUAGGGAUGUGUUAGCUAUAGAUUUCUUGUAGUAACAGGGAGGUGGGCUAGAUAAUCUUUGGGGUCCCUUCAGUUCUGCAAUUUAUAUUUGCAGAGUUUGUUUCCAAAAAAAAAAAAUAACCAAUAAAAAUUUGUAUGUUAGCACAUUGUUGGAUAGGAGCAAAAUAUGUACAAAUGAAAACUAUUAAAAUGUAUCCAGUCACUUCAAGAGAGGGCUUGGAAUACUGCAUUUUAUAGCAAAAGAAUGCAUAUCCUCAGCACGUUUUUUUUAUUCCUGUAAAAUGUGUUCAGAUGGAUUUCAUGGCUUUUGGAAACAAGCUCCACAUUUCUCUACGGGUGGAAUUGCGCUGAAUUUAUCUGUUCAAUAUGCAGACUGCACAGAGAAACUAGUUGGUAGUAUUUUAAUUGAAAGUUUUCAUGCACUAACUUUAAAAAAAUAUGUGCCCCACAAGUGCAGCAGACAGCAUGUUUGCUGUCCUUUGUAUUCAGAUUUUGGUUGAUAGCAGGAUAUUCUUAAAUGAUAUUCCUUUUUAAAAUAAAUAUCUUUUCAAAUUCUUCCUGCUUUCUUCAGUUUUUAGAAAAAUCUCUAGAAAGAAACCUCUCUUGUGUCAAUUAAUAUACUAAGUUUUAAUGCCAAUUUUAAUCUAUUUAUUGUUAGACUAGUCAUUGUCCUAAUCAUAGUAUCUUAUUUUUUUCUUUUCUCUUAUAGUCUAACAAGAGCUAUAUGAGUAUAGGGUCUCAAUAAACUUUAAUGUAGGCCAGCUUCUGCACCGCAGUGUAUGGUUGGAAGCACAGGUAGUGGCCCCAGAAAAGGACUUUUAAUUCCUUGCCAAGAUACCCCAUUUGCUGCAAGUAUGAUGCCAUUCUUGCAGCCCGAACAGUUGAUGAGGAUAUGCUGGUUUCCAUCCACCUCUUGAAUUGUCAGUGAAGCAGCAUGGGCACUUAGAACAGUGUGGAAUCCACUUCUCAUAAUUAUGUGCAGUACAGGAAUCACAGGUGCAUGGUUUGAAUACCAAAGGCAUGCCCUGAAGAUACUGUAACAAAAAUAUUCUGCACUUGUACAUGAUUAAUAGGUUGGGGGAACACAAGAAGCAAGACAAUCCCAGGAAGAUUGGUUUGCAAAAGGAAAGAUUGGCUCUUGGUUAAUUAUAUAAAUGCCUUAAGGACCUCAGUUAUGUAUAUAUAUAUAUAUUAUGUAUGUGUAGUUUUAAGACCAGUACUUCAGACCUCCUUUAAAAAGGUGUGCUUGUUGUUGUUCAGUUCUGACUGACAGUAGAUAAAUCUUGCAUGCUCUGGGUGUUACAUUGUGCAGCAAGAGGGGUGGAAAGCAGUGAGUUGGGGUUGCAGUAGGAUUAAACAAUGCUGCUGAGAGAUGGCUGUGCUGCAUUUGCCGCUUCGUAAUGCUUGUCACUACAAACAAACUGCUUGUCUUUCUGUCUCUUUUUCUGUCCCCCUUCAAUGUUGGAGACCUAUUCCUCCUUCUUUAAUAAACUCUCUGCCUUGCUUUUCCUGGGCUACUGCUUUGUGGAUGUUGACGGCUUCUUGUUAUGACAGGAGAAUGUGUGUGUGUCCUGGGCCCAGGCGGAUUGCAAUUCCAGUCAGAAGCUCCAGAUUGCCAUUGUUCUCUGAUGCCAUGCCAGCACCGACUCAGCUAUUACUUCCAUUAAUUCGCAACUGUGAGAUUGGCAGGAUAUACAAUACUGCAUGCUACUGUCACCAUAAACAUCUGUGUUGCUUGUCACCUCACCUGACUCACCAACACAUGAGAUAUGCCCCACAGAAAAAGUUGGCAACGCUUUGCAGACCAAAGGAGAACCUCAGUCAGUUGAUUCAUGCAAGAAACUAUGUUUCUACACCACAGAGAUUUUACCUCACACCUCCACAGGUCAAUAGCAUCCUGAAAGCAAAUGAGUACAGUUUUAAAGUUCCAGAGUUUGAUGGUAAAAAUGUAAGUUCUGUCCUUGGCUUUGAUAGCAACCAGCUUCCUGCCAAUGCACCAAUAGAAGAUCGAAGGAGCGCAGCUACUUGCUUGCAAACGAGAGGGAUGCUACUUGGAGUAUUUGAUGGCCAUGCAGGGUGUGCUUGUGCACAAGCUGUCAGUGAAAGGCUGUUUUAUUACAUAGCUGUUUCUCUGUUACCCCAUGAGACUUUACUUGAAAUAGAAAAUGCUGUUGAGAGUGGUAGAGCACUGCUGCCCAUCUUACAGUGGCACAAGCACCCGAAUGACUAUUUUAGUAAAGAAGCCUCCAAAUUGUAUUUUAACAGCUUGCGAACAUACUGGCAGGAGCUCAUAGACCUUAAUACUGGAGAGACAACUGACGUUAAAGAGGCUUUAAUUAAUGCCUUUAAGCGGCUUGACAAUGACAUUUCUUUGGAAGCUCAAGUAGGAGAUCCAAAUUCUUUCCUCAAUUAUUUGGUAUUGCGUGUAGCCUUUUCUGGUGCAACUGCUUGCGUGGCUCAUGUAGAUGGUGUUGAUUUGCAUGUUGCUAAUACUGGUGACAGCAGGGCCAUGCUUGGUGUCCAAGAAGAGGAUGGAACUUGGUCCGCUGUUGCUCUGUCUCAUGAUCAUAAUGCACAGAAUGAAAGUGAAAUUGAACGAUUGAAAGUAGAGCAUCCAAAGUCUGAAGAAAAGAGUGUUGUGAAACAGGAUCGGCUGUUAGGUCUGCUGAUGCCUUUCAGAGCUUUUGGGGAUGUCAAAUUUAAAUGGAGCAUUGACCUUCAGAAGAGAGUGAUAGAGUCAGGCCCAGAUCAGCUUAAUGACAAUGAAUAUACAAAGUUCAUCCCACCAAACUAUCAUACUCCUCCAUACCUCACAGCUGAGCCAGAGGUAAUAUAUCACAAAUUAAGACCUCAGGACAAAUUCCUGAUAUUGGCAACAGAUGGCUUGUGGGAAACAAUGCACAGGCAGGAUGUGGUUAGAAUUGUAGGUGAGUAUCUAACUGGUGUCCAUCACCAACAGCCAAUAGCUGUUGGAGGUUACAAAGUAACGCUGGGACAGAUGCAUGGUCUUUUAACAGAAAGGAGAGCUCGGGUCUCUUCAGCCUAUGAAGAUCAGAAUGCAGCAACACACUUAAUACGCCAUGCUGUGGGAAACAAUGAGUUUGGCACAGUUGACCAUGACCGGCUAUCCAAGAUGCUCAGUCUUCCAGAAGAGUUGGCUCGGAUGUACAGGGAUGAUAUCACAAUUAUAGUAGUGCAGUUCAAUUCCCAUGUUGUAGGUGCAUGUCAGAAUGAAGAGUUCUAAAUUUUAAGCCAGGGAACGAAUACUUUCGCAGAACAAAAUGGCCAGUAAUGAACAUAGGAUUGUAACAAAUGUAUUCACUUAAUUUCUGGCCAUUGGACUUUGAGCUAGAGCAAAUACAAUUUGCAAAAGCCCAAGAGAAGAGUCAGAGGGUUAUUGAACUAAUUUAUUACUAAGAGAGCUGAACAAUUUAGAACAACUUUGCACUAAACUAUUUCCUGGGACAGUGGCUUAUGAUAUGAGAUUACUUGGUGGAAGUGAAAAUCUCACACCAGUGUGAUGUGCUGCAAGGCAAAAUUCUUGUAUAUGUUGCCACGUGUACAUAUCUGUAUAUGUAGGUGUUUAGUAGCAAUACCAAACAUUGAGUGGGGACUUCAUUGUAAAUCUAAAUUUCAACUGAGCUGAUGACUUUUAUAUUUAUGAGAUACCUUUGCUGUCUCCUCUUCAGGAGCUAAAUAGAAGUUUAUAACAAGUUGGUGAAUGUUUUGGUAUAAUACCUAGCUACUCUCUUUUGAGUAUCUCAGUUGAAACAGCUAAAAAAAUGAGUAAAGUAGUAAGUCUUAAGCCAUAAAUAUCACAAUCCUGUCCCAAAUAUUAGAAUGAAUGUUGCAUCAAAUGACGAAUUCUCUGUUUUGCACAGUUCAAAGGCAAUAAAUAAUGGGACCUUUAACCGAGGGAAGUGCAAAAAAACCUUUGCUUGCAUUAUGAAAUUGUAACUCUUACCUUUUCUGAAAUAUGGUGUAGUCUUCAAUCAGGCCAUAUUUCAAAGCAUUGUACUCUGCAAGCAACAGUCCUGAUGUGUACCAAAUCUGUUUCCAGUCAUGAGUCUUUGGUCUUGUGUUAAAUCUUGGCAGACAGUACUGACUUUGUAAACUAGUGCAGUCACAUAUGUUGAACUAAAGUUUGAUCUUGUGUUCUAGAUGUUUCAAAUAUAACAAAAUGAAAACAUCUUUAUGACUCUGUCUAGUUUGGUUCCCAUGGUGACUACUGAAGAAAUCAAUGUAAUAAGAUUUGUAAAUAGGUAAAGUAAGAGGGACAGUAUGCAUGCUGUAUGCUUAAACCUCUUAUUGACAUUUUCUAAAUCUAACUUCCAGUGUGAACACUCACUUAAACCUUAAACCUCUUCUCAUAAAACUGCAUGUCUCAGAACUUUAGAUCUCUGCUGAACACAAUUCAUAUUUAAAUCGUUAGACAAAUUAAAACAUUUUCUUGACUACCAAUUUAAAAUGUUCUUAAACAUUUGAAUUUGAAAACAUCCCAUAUUUUAAACAAAAUUAAUUGCCUAGCCUAUUUUUAAUCUAUUCUUGAACAAGUGGGUGUAAUUCAAUUUUUUGCUGAGUAUUUCAUCUAGUUGUGAAACACAAGCGGGAAAACCUUAAAAUCCAAUUAUGUUUCUCUGUACAGACACCAUAUGAGCAUUCCACUUAAAUGGCAACACAUGUAAUCAAUUUCUGAGUUAAAAGGUUCGAAAGGAUUUCAAUAUUCUUGGCAAUGUAGUUUUUUUUUAUAGCGCACCAAGUACUGUAUUAUAUAUGUUGUUAUACAUGUUUGUUAGCAUUAAUGCCCCUUUGCUUUUCUGUACAUCAAAAGUCACAAUUGUCUAAAUUAUUGACAUGCAGUUAUUGAGAAUAGAUUAUUACACCGACAUCCUGACAUAGGGCAUUCUUACUUUAUAAUGUAUUUAUCUUUGUGGAAAUCCUACAGUGUUUUAAGCCCUAUCUGGAGCCUUAAUAAAAAUGGUGGUCUUCCCUUUCUAUGUUCAAGGAAAGUCGUAAUUUUAUCUGUGUCUGUUACCGCACACCUAAAUUCUUAAUAUAUUUGUGACAAAACUGGAUAGGUCAAAUUUAAUUUUAAUUUUUUAUUUUAUUUGUUUAGAUACCUAAAAUAGAACUGUUACAUUAUUCAGGCUUCCUUGCUAUUUUUACUUGUGGAGUGUAUAGUACAUGUAAAUGUUUCAUUUUGGUAUGGCACUAGUCUUAACAAAUUAAGCUCUGAUUCUGUAUGUUCAACAUUUGAGGGCUGACGUUGUAAAAUAAAAGGUGAACAUAAGCAGGAUUUGAAGACAGACUCACAAAAUAUGUAUUUGGGGAAAUGAAAUGUUUAUGAUAUUGUGGCUUUCUGAACAUCAAGUGAUACAAUCUAAGAACAAGUUUCUUUUUAGUAGACUUCAAUAAAACUAUUACUAUACAAACA